AUGUCCGACGACGAUCAGGAUAUCUUUGACUCCUUGGAGCGUGAAGCUUCAGAUUUUACCAAGGAUGCCGAAAUCGACCGUAUCCGGAAGGCUUUCAGUCUCGAUGCCUACGCCGUCCUAGACCUCCAACCUGGUGUCCCCGACAAGGACAUUAAGAUCCAGUACCGCAAGAAGUCGCUUCUGAUUCACCCGGAUAAGACCAAAAACCCAGCAGCACCGGAUGCCUUCGACCGACUCAACAAGGCACAGACAGCGCUACUAGACGAAAAGCAGCGCGCCUACCUGGACGAAUGCAUCUCAGAUGCGCGGCGACUACUGAUCCGCGAGCACAAAUACACACUGGACUCACCCGAGCUCAAGACGGACGAAUUCCGGGUCGAGUGGCGGGCAAAGACAGUACACGUCUUGCUUGAAGAGGAAGCGCGCCGACGCCGACAGGCCAAGGCGCGCAUGCAGGAAGAAGGACGGGAGAAGCGCAAGGAGGACGAGGAGAUCGAGGCACGGAAACGGAAGCGCGAUCAAGACAAGGCGUGGGAGGAUAGUCGGGAGGAGCGCAUUGGGAGUUGGCGCGAUUGGCAAAAGGGGCGGAAGAUGGACGACAAAAAGAAGAAGAAAAAGAUGAAAGUGCUGGGAUGA
This is a messenger RNA of Penicillium alfredii, 636 nucleotides long. RefSeq lists its product as uncharacterized. The coding region runs from base 1 to 636 and encodes 211 amino acids. The transcript is spliced from 3 exons. NCBI's taxonomy places the organism in Eukaryota, Fungi, Ascomycota, Eurotiomycetes, Eurotiales, Aspergillaceae. The record is from RefSeq and is a predicted model, not a curated record.